AGGCAAACCAAAACAAUUACCUCGCUGUGCCGGUAGAUUGUGAAAUUGGUGCUCUAUUGUGGAAAAAUAAAUCCUUCUCGCCGCACGAUGGACGAUGGAAUAUGCCAUAUAAAGCCAGAAUACAUCAUACCGCGCAGUGUAGAAAAGCCGGUAGAAAACGUGGACCCUGUUCCACCUGUGGAAAAGAACAGCGGUACGGCAAUCACCACAGAUAACGAAACCAACGGUAGCAACACAAACGAUACCACCGGGCCACCGGAAAAGAAAGGUCGCUUCGAGGGCGGUGAAGGCCAAGAAGGCAAAAAGAAGAAAAAUCGUGGACAAAACAAAUCACGCACGGUACCGUUCAAGGAGGAAGAUGCGCUCAGGCUGUGCAAAUCGUUGCUCGAUGGAAAUAUGGGGGAAAAUGCAACCAAAAAGUGUACCAACGCAAAUUGUCGCUUUUCGCACGAUUUGGACAAGUUUUUACAGCUCAAACCGAAAGAUAUCGAUGGCACGUGUUACAUCUACACGACGAAGGGUUACUGUAGCUUCGGUGUAACGUGCCGGUUUGCUGGGGCGCAUCUGGAUGAGCAAAGUAGAAACAUUUAUCCUGACGAUUAUAAGCACGAUAAUGCGAUGCUUGUUUCGACGUGGCUGAAUACGGAUCUUCAGCACACGCUUCGAAAAAGAAAGUAUAAUUUUAGCCCAUCGAACCGGAUAGUAAGUAAGUUUGAGCGUCUUCAAAGCGAGACCAAAAAAGAAAAAGCUGAUGCGGCGAAUGAUCCGUCGGAAGUAAGCAACAAACCGGCGGGUUCCGUUACGGAUGAGGACAUGAUAAAGCUACGGAGUGCCGAACGCAAGCGUAUCGUGUUCCGCGACAAACUGUACCUUAGUCCGCUGACCACGGUUGGUAAUCUGCCGUUUCGGCGCAUUUGCAAAGAGUAUGGCGUAGAUAUAACGUGCGGUGAGAUGGCCUGUGCCAUACCAAUCAUAAACGGUGCAACCCAGGAGUGGGCCCUUACAAAGCGCCAUUCGAGUGAGGAUCUGUUCGGUGUGCAGCUGUGCGGUCACAGUUCGAAGCUGGUCACCUGUGCCGCACAAAUUAUUGCAGAAAAAGCGGACGUUGAUUUUAUCGAUCUAAAUACGGGCUGCCCGAUCGAUCUGAUUUUCAACCAGGGCGGUGGUAGUGCGCUGCUACGCCGCCAGAACGUGUUGCAGGUGAUGGUGCAGAGCUGUGCACGGGUGUUGGCUGACUAUGGGAAAGAAUUUACCGUGAAGACACGUAUCGGCAUCUAUAACAAUAAGCUAAUUGCUCACGAAAUGGUACCAAAGUUUGAAAGUUGGGGUGCCAGUUUGAUUACGAUUCAUGGCCGCACCAAGGAACAGCGGUACACGAAGCGGGCCGACUGGGAAUAUCUGCAAGAAUGUGCCAGCCAGGCACAAUCGGUUCCGGUGUUUGGUAAUGGAGAUAUAUUUUGCUACGAUGAUUAUGAAACGAUUCGCUCCAAGUGUCCGAGCGUGGCAGGUGUGAUGGUUGGCCGUGGAGCGCUUAUAAAGCCGUGGGUGUUUCAAGAGAUUAAGGAACGGAAAACGCUCGACCCAUCCAGUGGGGAACGGUUUGAGAUGUUGAAACGGUACGUUAACUAUGGACUAGAACACUGGGGCAGCGAUACAAAGGGUGUAGAGACGACGAGACGCUUUCUGCUCGAGUGGCAAUCGUUUCUGUAUCGGUAUGUACCAUACGGAUUGCUGGAAAGACCGCCACAACGCAUUAACGAGCGACCGGAAGCGUAUCGCGGUAGGGAUGAUUUGGAAACUCUGAUGGCAUCGGGGAAUUGUAACGAUUGGGUGAAAUUGAGUGAAAUGUUACUUGGACCCGUGCCGGAAGGGUUCAAUUUCGUCCCAAAACACAAAGCCAACGCCUACUGAAAAUACAC
This is a messenger RNA of Anopheles maculipalpis, 1919 nucleotides long. RefSeq names its product tRNA-dihydrouridine(47) synthase [NAD(P)(+)]-like (gene Dus3). The record is from RefSeq and is a predicted model, not a curated record. Gene Ontology annotation, biological process: tRNA processing. Bases 88 to 1911 code for a protein of 607 amino acids. Gene Ontology annotation, molecular function: metal ion binding; tRNA dihydrouridine synthase activity; flavin adenine dinucleotide binding. NCBI's taxonomy places the organism in Eukaryota, Metazoa, Arthropoda, Insecta, Diptera, Culicidae. The transcript is spliced from 4 exons.